UAGCUGUGGUUAAUUGUGUCUUGUAGGAUUUUAUUCCUUUUUCUUUUUAAUGAGUUUGAGGAUAGGACUUUGACCUGGCAGGUGUCUGUUGGCUGGCCUUCAUCCCAGGUGAGACGCGUUUUGGUUGGAAUCCUGGCUGCAUAUCUGACUCCACCUUCCUAGGAGAUAGCAGCUGAUGGCUCAGGUACUCCUGCUGCCAGUUAUGGAAAACUUAGUUUCAGUUCAUAGCUUCUUUCUUUCUCUCCUUCUCUGUAAAUCUGACUUUCCAAUAAAAAUAAAUCUUAAGGGAAAAAAAAGUACUGUUCUGACUCUGGAAUGUGACUGCUCUCGCUUCCGUCUAGGCAGGGCAGUAAGUGUACUGAGCUAGCCCCUGGAGAGCCAGUUGUGUUCAGAAUAGUGCAAAUGUAUGGUACACAGAUCCUUGCCAUUUAUUGUGUGAAUAGGUAUUUUUCCAGUUUUUAUUCUCACAUGUACACGUCUCUGCUAACUGAAAUAUUACUUAAUCAUUGUCAUAGUUGGGAAAAUUGUUGCUACAAAUAAAGAUAUAUAUGUAUAUAUUUGAACCAACAUGCUCAUUACAUUGCAUAUCUGUCUAAACUUGUACUUGUAGUGCUUAAGUUCAUUGUCUUGGUAUCUUCCUUGAAUUAAUUGCCUUGUGUUCUGUGAUCUUGUUUUUUGAUUUGUUCCAGUGUGAGCCACUGCCCCAUACUGUGUUGAUGCUGAUCUGCCAUGCUAGCCUGUCUACCAGGGCCAGGUGACCUGUCCUUUCAGCUUCUUUCUCACACGCAGAUGAACACUGGACUUCAGAAAUGGGACACUACACAGAAAAUGAGAACUGCUCACUAUCCUACCCCAGCCGAAUUGGACGCGUAUGCUAAGAAGGUCGCAAACAACCCACUGACUAUAAAAAUCUUCCCCAACAGUGUGAAGGUUCCCCAGCGGAAACACGUUCGUCGUACUGUGAACGGCCUCGACACAUCAGCCCAGCGCUACAGCCCCUACCCGACUCAGGCUGCCACCAAGGCAGGCCUACUUGCCAUUGUCAAAGUGCCAGCCAAAAGCAUACUCAAGGACUUUGACGGCACCCGAGCCCGGUUGUUCCCUGAGGCCAUCAUGAACCCCCCAGUAGCGCCCUAUGCUACUGUGGCACCCAGCACUUUAGCUCAUCCACAAGCCCAGGCUCUGGCCCGCCAGCAGGCCCUACAGCAUGCACAGACCCUGGCUCAUGCCCCUCCCCAGACGCUGCAGCACCCUCAGGGUAUCCCGCCACCCCAGGCGCUGUCCCACCCUCAGAGCCUCCAACAGCCUCAGGGUCUGGGCCACCCUCAACCCCUGGCUCAAACCCAGGGCUUGGUCCACCCUCAGGCCCUGGCUCAUCAGGGUCUCCAGCACCCCCCCAAUCCGUUGCUGCAUGGAGGCCGGAAGAUGCCAGACUCAGAUGCUCCCCCAAAUGUGACUGUGUCUACCUCAACUAUUCCCCUUUCGAUGGCGGCUACCCUGCAGCACAGCCAGCCCCCGGACCUGAGCAGCAUCGUGCACCAGAUCAACCAGUUUUGCCAGACGAGGGCAGGCAUCAGCACUACCUCAGUGUGUGAGGGCCAGAUCGCCAACCCCAGCCCCAUUAGUCGCAGUCUGCUCAUCAAUGCAAGCACUCGGGUGUCGACCCACAGCGUCCCUGCACCAAUGCCUUCCUGUGUGGUCAAUCCCAUGGAGCACACACAUGCGGCUGCAGCCGCACUACCCGCUGCAGGCCCUGUCAACCUGCCCACGGGCAUCUCUCGAGCCCCCACUGGCUACACUAAUGACCUCAAGCCAGUUGCCUGGAACCAGCACCAGCUGGCCCACCUACAACAGAUGUGCAGUGAGGCUGGUGGGACGCCAGCCCCUGGCCUGACAGGCAAGCAUGCAGCAGGACGCGAGUUAGCAGGGCCUGGCUUUGUGGGCAAGGCCCCUGCCUACCCGCAGGAACUCUGCCUGGCACAGUCCUUCCAUCUGAAGCCACCCCUGGAGAAACCAACCCCAUCCCCACCAGUCAACGGCCUGGCAGCCCCACUGGCCUACCCUAAUGGGCACUACUUCCAGCCCCUGUGGAACAACAUUCUGCCCACUCCCAAUAGCGACAGCUCAGGGUCUCAGGACCUCGCCAUGCCAUUCCACGGUGGGCAGCCCACGGGUGCACCCCUCGACUGUGCGGCAGCAGCUCCUGGGGCUCACUACCGAGCAGGGACCGGAGGCGGUCCAGUGGCAAGCCAGAACAGCUUGAUGCAAACGGUGGAUUACCUAAGCGGGGAUUUCCAACAGGCCUGCUUCCGAGAACAGAGCCUGGCCAUGCUGAGCAAGGCCCACCGCGCCCCUGGCAGCCGAGCCCCCGAUCCCACAGAUAGUCGAAGUCUUCAUAUUCAGCACCCGGGGUAUAGAUAGGUAGCCCUGGUGAACCUCCACAAGCAACACAUCAUACUUCACCCUCCUAGAUUUAGUCUUACUUUUAAAUAACUGGAUAGUUUCAAAGUUUCACUGCUCCAAUGUGAUCACUCCUAGAUGUUUCAGAAGGAGAAAUUGGUGGGAUAUCAUUGAGGACAGGAGUCCUCUCAUUCUCUGCUCAAGGAGGCAGCUUUUUAUGUUAGAACCUAACCACAGCCCUGUCCCUUUACCUUGACCAUUUUGACCAACCUCCUCCCAUCUUCCUGAACCUCUGCUUGUCUUCUUUAGGACUGCAGUGUGGGCUGAGGGAAAGGCCCCGCGGGACAUGGCUGCAAGUGCCCAGCCCCGAGCUAGGCUUUUCCCUAUCUCUGCCUUUGGGACAAAGAGGCCAGACUCCCAAGUGCUCUGGAAGCUAAUUCUUUAGUUACCCAAAGAUCUCAAAAUCGACUCCCAAGUUCACUUCUCAGCCCCCUGCCUCUUUACUUCCUCAAGGUUGUGUUUUAUAUUUGCGUUCAUCCUGCAGCUACGCUGGACCACAGGGGCAUCCUGUGGGUUUUGGGUGCAUAACCUUGAGACACCAGGGGAGAAGAAAAGCCUGUCAGUACUGGCACCUUGGUCCCUGACCUCACUUUUCAGGUGUGGAAAGGACGUGCAUGCCCUAGAUCCCUUUCAUACUGUUGCCUCUCUCACGUAGCUGCUGCCUUUAUCCUUUCACCCUUCUUCCUUUCUCCUUCGAAAACAAAUCAAAAACCUUCACAACCAUAACUGAGAUAUUAGGUAGGUAAAGGAUGAUCACAUUGGAGUUUGAAAUUGAAAACACCAAAAAAAAAAAGUUAAAAUACAUUUGGUUCUCUCUACACUGGCUAAGAAUAUUGCUCUACACUGUAAGUUUUAAAUGUCAUGUUUCUGUAUGAAUGUAGUGUGGGUUUGAGUAGCAUUGUGUAUGAGUGGCCCCACAGGUUCAUGCACUCCCUAGUCACCUCUCCUUGUAGCCCCUCAGUUUAAUGGAGAAGGAAAAAAAAAACACAAAGCCUUAAGCUCUUUGAAUUCUUCCUUUACCAAAUGAGCAUGGUUCUAACAGCUGGAGGCAGGCCUCUAUGGGACACAGUCCCUCCCACCCCCUGCCCAUUCUUAGAGCAUAUUCCCAUCCACUUCAUGCUCAGCAGGUCUCAUUCCCAAGUGGCAAUUAGUUGACUAGAAAUUGAAUGCUUUUCUGUAACUUUGUUUUGUUGUAAAUUUUCGCACCCAUCUCUCUGUUACAGAUGCAAAGUUGGGCUCUUUCCCUCCCCCGCCCCAAACUAAAUAGGCCCUUGUCGUUCCUCUUGUCCCUGGGGAACGUGAGCCAUGUUCUUAUUUAAGAUUCUGGGUUGUGUUUACUAUCCACUGUUCUGUAGCCAGAAAGUCUAGUAUAAUCUGAAGCAGUGUGACUGAAGACCAGUUUUUAAGUUUAUAUGUUGGCAAGUUGCCUUAUAUUUAAAAAGAAAAAAAAAAAGGGAAAAAAUGCCUGAUUGUGUUAUGCCAAAUGAUAGCAACAUGAAGUCCUAAUUUAUUGUUCCUGAUUGUUUUCCUGCGUCUGUAAACACUGGUACCCCUCCCUGAGCCCCAGAGGCACCUGCAGCCUCUAGCUGCCAUCUCACCCAGGGCCCCCUACCCAUUCCCACUUCCUUGAGUCAAGGAGCACCACUGUCUUCCCUAAACCCUUGCUUGAUCCCCAAACCAGAUAUUCUUGCUAUGUUUCUCCUUCUCUCCCCACACUCCACCAUGCCCCCCAGCCCCGCCCAGCACCUCUCCCCAAAAGGUGAGCUGCCAUUUUAGGAAAUUGGACCAGGCACCAGUUUGGGGCUUUCAUUCAAACAACCUCAAACCCAUCUCUUCCUGUGUAGGGGUGCAAGUCUCGGAAGCUCUCACUCCCACCCCUAGUCUGCAUGGUAAAAUGUACUGUGAUUUCCUUGCCCCCAACUGCCCUCACCUUUGGUGUGAGGUUUUCCUAGUUCAACUUAAGUCCCUCUGUCCCUCUGCCAAGCAACCCCCAACCAGCAAUAAGGGUCCAUGCCAGGGCCUCCUAGCCACACUCCCUGCCUCCACCCCACACUGCCCCUCGGGAAUACCUGGGACUCCCCACUCGAUCCACACACUGUAGCAUUCAUUCUCCAUCUCUCUCACCUCACCUGUGGUGGUUUAUGGGUGUGAUGGGGUUUUUAAGAUUAUUACAAAUCAGUAAAAGAAAAAACAACUUGUCUUCUGA
This is a messenger RNA of Ochotona curzoniae (black-lipped pika), 4666 nucleotides long. RefSeq names its product family with sequence similarity 222 member B (gene FAM222B). Lineage: Eukaryota; Metazoa; Chordata; Mammalia; Lagomorpha; Ochotonidae. The record is from RefSeq and is a predicted model, not a curated record. The coding region runs from base 730 to 2421 and encodes 563 amino acids. The transcript is spliced from 2 exons.